Paramecium tetraurelia is the source of this 442-nucleotide messenger RNA. RefSeq lists its product as uncharacterized. Lineage: Eukaryota; Ciliophora; Oligohymenophorea; Peniculida; Parameciidae. The record is from RefSeq and is a predicted model, not a curated record. The transcript has a single exon.
AUGUAUGGUAGAGUGCAUUAUAAAAGUUAAUAAGAAUUAUAUAAUUAGAAUCAAUAGGAAUCACAGUUAUAAUUGAAUUAUUACAAUUGGUGUAUCCAAAUUUUUAGGUAUUUAAGCUAAUUGAAAAUACAAAUGAGUACAUUAAUUAAAUAACAAAUGAAAGCUUUUCUUUUAGUAUGCCUCAUUGCCACAUCUUUGAUGGUUAAUGCAGUUGAAACUCCAUAAGAGAAAACAUUCAGCGUAGAAUCAGAUUCCCCCAGCUUCCUCCACGUCAAAUAAGUAUGCCCUAGUUGUUGCUAUGGUGUAUGCUGCCAAAACUAAAGUAGCUGUGUUAAAGGAACGUGUAAUUCACCAGUUGCCCCUUGGAAUUGUAUCUGAGAAUGAUCGAUUAUAUAUUCAAGUCAUAAUUAAGACAAUCAUUAUAUCAUUAAAAUCUCAUUUU